Molecule: messenger RNA, 1928 nt
Organism: Medicago truncatula (barrel medic)
Lineage: Eukaryota; Viridiplantae; Streptophyta; Magnoliopsida; Fabales; Fabaceae
Product: probable protein phosphatase 2C 63
Exons: 4
Coding region: 288-1427 (379 amino acids)
Biological process (GO): protein dephosphorylation
Molecular function (GO): protein serine/threonine phosphatase activity; cation binding
Source: RefSeq, a predicted model, not a curated record
UACGAUGAAAAGGAAAAUGAUUAAUAGUAAAGGGAAGGAAGCGCGUUAAGAAAACAAAAGAGAAGGAGGAAAGGGAACAUAUCUUUGAUUGAGGGGUCCGUCUUCCCCCUGUAAACGAGGCAUUCACCCACUGACUUUUCAUUUCAUUCCUCAAACCCCUUUCUCUCUCUCUCUCUCUCUCUCUCCGAUUCUGCACAUACCUAAUCACCACACCAUCCUCAACCAUCAUCUAUAAAUUCUCAUCAUCCUCAAUUUCGAACCCUUCGAUUUCGAUACAUACAUAGAUCAUGCUGCGUUUGUGCUUAAGCCCUCUCGAUUUCUGCUUCCGUCGCCGUGGUGCCUCUGACUUUCUCCUCUGGCACACAGACUUGAAACCUCACGCCUCCGGUGAUUUCUCAAUUGCCGUUGCUCAGGCUAAUUACUCUCUCGAAGAUCAAAGUCAAGUCUUCACCUCUCCUUCUGCCACCUAUGUCGGUGUUUAUGACGGUCAUGGUGGUCCUGAAGCUUCUAGAUUUGUCAACAACCGUCUUUUCCCCUAUUUACACAAAUUUGCCUCUGAGCAAGGGGGAUUGUCAGCAGAUGUGAUAAAAAAGGCGUUUAGUAAGACCGAGGAGGACUUUUUGCAUUUGGUUAAGUUGUCGUUGCCAAUUAGUCCUCAGAUUGCGUCUGUGGGAUCGUGUUGUCUUCUUGGUGCAAUUUCUGAUAAUGUGUUGUAUGUUGCCAACCUGGGUGACUCUAGAGUUGUUCUUGGUAGGAAGUAUCUUGAGAACAAGAAUUGUCAUGUGGAGGCUGUGCGCUUGUCAACGGAUCAUAAUGUAGCUGAUGAGGAGGUGAGGAGAGAAGUUGAAGCUCUCCACCCUGAUGAUUCACACAUUGUGGUUUAUAGCCGUGGUGUUUGGAGGAUUAAGGGCAUCAUACAGGUGUCUAGAUCUAUUGGUGAUGUGUACUUGAAGAGACCAGAUUUCUACAGAGAUCCCAUUUUUCGGCAAUUUGGAAAUCCUAUUCCUUUGAAGCGUCCAGUAAUGACAGCUGAACCAUCAAUCAUCAUUAGGGAGCUUGAGUCAGAUGAUUUAUUCUUAAUAUUUGCAUCAGAUGGCCUUUGGGAACAAUUAAGUGAUGAAGCAGCAGUUGAUAUUGUUUUCAAAUAUCCAAGAGCUGGAAUUGCCAAGAGACUAGUAAGAGCUGCUCUUCAGGAAGCUGCAAAGAAAAGAGAGAUGAGAUAUGCUGACAUAAAGAAAAUUGACAAAGGAAUUAGAAGACACUUCCAUGACGAUAUCACCGUUAUCGUGAUCUAUCUUGAUCAGCAUGGAAGUUCUUCUAGUGGUGAAUUUAAGCAAACUGCUGUUGGGUAUACAACUGCCCCUGUUGAUAUAUUUUCUCUAAAUGCUGAUGAAUCUGAGAAGAGCAUGCUUGGUUCAGUUGGCUAAAGAGUGAAAUUGCUUCAAUGAAUCAUAAGCUGACCUUAUUUUGGAUAAAAUUAUUCAUAAGUGAAAGAUGAGUAUUGUUGGUAAAUUAAGAGAAUUCUGGAGUAAAAGAUGCAAAUUUGAAAUUACUGCAUAGAUAGUGACUGCAAGUUGCUGACAUAUUUUUCUUGGUGCUGAUAUACAUAUGUAUAGUUGUGAAGUUUAUAUUUUUGGGUUUGAUGAUGGUAUCAAUUUUGUUUAUAUGAACAGAAAAUUAAAAUUUGUAUUAAUUGGUUAGUCCUUGUAUGGAUCUAUGGUAAUGUUCGUGAAUGACAGGGUACGAGGUAAGGGUUGGUGACAUUGCACCAACUAACAGAACUGCCGGGUGGGCAGGUGGAUGUUUAUGAUAAGCAGAGUUGUAUAUUGAUGGCAAUUUACAACGGGAAAUGAAGUUGCAGACAAAUUCUUAAUCGUGCCUUAUCCAUUCUUGCAUACAGAAUAUAUGAUAAAAGUGUUGGAGCAGUU